Molecule: messenger RNA, 2332 nt
Organism: Armigeres subalbatus
Lineage: Eukaryota; Metazoa; Arthropoda; Insecta; Diptera; Culicidae
Product: cuticle protein 8-like
Exons: 2
Coding region: 64-663 (199 amino acids)
Cellular component (GO): extracellular matrix
Source: RefSeq, a predicted model, not a curated record
GUGAAAUCGUUAUCCUUAGCAUCAUUCCUCGAGAAUAAGUUCUUCAGUAAAGGUAAUUUCAAAAUGGCAUUCAAAUUAGUUCUAUUGGCCACCUUGGUCGUAGCUGCCAGCGCUGGAUUGAUCCCAGAGCAUGGAUACGCUUCUUCACAUCAGUCUAUCCAACAUCACCAUGCCGCUCCAGUUCAUCACUUGGCUGCUAUUCAAGCUGCUCCGGUGCAUCAUGUGGCUGCAAUUCACGCCGCACCUGUCCACCACACCAUCGUGAAAGAAGUUGAGCAACACGCCCCGGCUAACUACGAAUUCUCCUACGCAGUCCACGAUGAACACACCGGAGACAUCAAAAGCCAACAUGAGACACGCCACGGAGAUGAGGUCCACGGACAGUACAGUCUGAUUGAUUCUGAUGGACAUCAGCGCAUUGUUGACUACCACGCCGAUCAUCACUCCGGAUUCAAUGCUGUCGUUCGUCGGGAGCCAACGCACGUGAAGAUCGCCCAGCCAGUGCACAAAGUUAUUGCCCAGCCAGUGCAUAUUGCUUCUCAUGCUGUCGCUCCAGUGCAUCAUGCCACCAUCUCGCAUCAGGCGGCACCAAUUGCGCAUAUCUCACACAUUGCCGCCCCAAUUUCGCAUCAUGGUCUCUCGCAAAAUGGUCAUUAUUAUUAGAAUGAUUUAACCAGAUACUUCUCUUAGUCAGACAACUUAGAUAAUGAAAUAGGCAAUUUGUUCUGUGCUGAACGAAUAAAUUAAACUUAUAGCAUAGCAUAGCAUAGCAUAUGUGAUUGUACAAAUCGUGGGUGGCUAUACAAUGCUCAAUUCAAGCUCCAUCCGGAAUAAGGGCGAAAGUCGCAAGAGAGGACUCUCCCCAUCGACCCCCCCUCCCCUAAACAAAAGUGACAAGCAGCAGAUCUCUCUGUGGUUCAUCACCUCAGAACGAAAGAAAACAAUGCGAACUUGCAUUCUGAGGUGAUAAACUGCAAAGAAACCCCCUGCCUGUCACCUCCAUUCAAAUGAGGGGAAGUCGACGAAGAGAACCCCCUCCCGCGACACCCGCCCCCCUACCAGACAGAGCUUGAAUUGAGCAAUCCACUGUAUAUUGUCGCAAAUUGAUACUUGGGAUUAGUACCUUUUCCUAUACAGUAGCAGUUGUAUACCUGGCCACGUCCUUACAAUCACGGAAGGAAGGGAAGGAAUGUUAGUUCAACAUCUACUAGUGAAGAUGCAGGGAACCCAUACUACCUUCAUAGAUGUCUCGGGAAGGAAAAUUUGUGUUAGUGGGAAAGGUGAAUAAUAGGGAGCUUUAUUCGACAAUAUAGAGCGUUUGUCAAUAACAGUAUAUGCUGUAAAAAUAAUAAAAUAUAUUCAUCAAUUUACUUACGAACCGUCCUAAGGGAAAAACAAAACAAAACACAAAAUUUCGGCAAAUCGCGUGAUCGUUCUGCCGUCCGAAACAAGAGCCAACACGCACUGAACUAAUUAACUUUAUUACCGGCCGCGCAAUGCAAAACACAAAAUUUCGACAAAUCGCGCGAUCGUUCUGCCCUGCUGAACGAAUAAAUUAAACUUAUAUGCGAAAAUAAUUGAUAAAUGAUUUACUCCAAUUUUUUUUUUCAAACAUUUCCAGAAUGCAUGGAAAGCUUUAUUAUUUACUGGGGUGUGACAAAACCUUUAAACAUAAUAUAACUUGAAAUGGCAUUUGUUGUAGGAAAAUAGUUUCUAAAAUCCUUCAUACUUAUACAGGCACCGUUGUGCGUGAUAAGUUAUAGAUUAGUGACGCGGUAUAUUUUGAAUAAGUAAAAUUUUAAAAAUAAUUCUCACUCCAGGUGAAAUCCGAAGAUUCAGCAGCAAUCUGUACUUUGACGAAAAAAUGGUUGAUAAUUCUAAAAAAAAUCAUGAAUAGGGAUUUCAGAAAUGAACUGUUUAGUUUUCUAAAAUCACCAUUGGAUUAUGGUAAAUGAUCCAAUAGUGGAGGAACUAAGUAUGUUCUAAAACUUUUCAUUUUCCCAGAAUUAUUCAAAUACUUAUUUCACUCACCUUGGAUAUUUAUUUCACAGUUUUCCUAAUCUAUUUUAAUAGAAAAUGCUUCCGUCGCAUGCAUUCCAUACAUUCCGUCCUUAAAUGACAACUUUAAUUAUUGGUACAUUGUUCCAAUAGUUGCAUUAUUUUUUAAUUCGUGUCCCUAUACUAUGAACUCGGAAGUUAUAGCCAAAAUAUUAUUUUUACCGAAAGAUCGCCUAAGAAAUUUUCACUCAUUUUUUUGGCACUUAUCUUCAUCCGAAUUACUCGCAAUUCGCAAGUCGCAUUCGACGAAAAUUGGCCAGAUCGCACUAUGGGC